AUGGUAGAGGUUCUUUUGCUCUUCCUGAGAGGUACACGAGAGGGAAACUGGAAUCUGCACUUGGCAAGUGUCAGACGUAUGCUGCCGUGGAUAUUUGCAUAUGACCAUAUUAACUACAGCCGAUAUCUUCCAGUGUAUUGGCUGGAAAUGAAAGAUCUUCUAACCACUCAUCCAUCAGUUCAUCAGCAAGUUAUGGAAGGCCACUUCACUGUGCAAAGAAGCGAGAAUGCAUUCGCUCAAAUAGCUUGUGAUCAGACAAUUGAACAGACCGCCAAUCGCGAUUCCAAGACAAAAGGAGGGAUGACAGGUUUUACAACAAGCAAAGGAAGGGUGAACAGAUGGAUAUGGUCACACCAUGCAAGGGGAUCAAUAACAAGGGAGUGUAAGGACAUGGCUGGCAAGAGAGAAAGAGGUUCCAUCAGAACAGAUAUCCUUCCAAGCCAGAUGAAGCGGGACAAGGCAGAUGUUGAUAAAAUUGUGUAA
Paramuricea clavata is the source of this 483-nucleotide messenger RNA. NCBI's taxonomy places the organism in Eukaryota, Metazoa, Cnidaria, Anthozoa, Malacalcyonacea, Plexauridae. The record is from the annotation of a GenBank genome assembly.